Messenger RNA from Pipra filicauda (Wire-tailed manakin), 1656 nucleotides. It is a transcript of the gene REEP3, whose product is annotated as receptor accessory protein 3. Gene Ontology annotation, cellular component: cytoplasmic microtubule; endoplasmic reticulum membrane; endoplasmic reticulum tubular network. Gene Ontology annotation, biological process: endoplasmic reticulum tubular network organization. Gene Ontology annotation, molecular function: microtubule binding. Bases 90 to 830 code for a protein of 246 amino acids. The transcript is spliced from 8 exons. Lineage: Eukaryota; Metazoa; Chordata; Aves; Passeriformes; Pipridae. The record is from RefSeq and is a predicted model, not a curated record.
AAGGCGAGGAAUUCUGGUGCUUGCCUGUGGAACAGAAACCAUCCUGCACUCACCUCGCACCUCUCUGAAUAAGGCAGCUGGUGUUUGGGAUGCUGUAUCCUGCAUAUUACUCAUACAAAGCUGUGAAGACAAAAAAUGUGAAGGAAUAUGUUCGCUGGAUGAUGUAUUGGAUUGUGUUUGCUCUGUACACAGUCACUGAAACAAUAACAGACCUAACAGUCUCUUGGUUUCCACUGUACUAUGAACUGAAGAUAGCUUUCGUUAUCUGGCUCCUUUCCCCAUAUACCAGAGGGGCAAGUUUAAUCUACAGAAAAUUUCUCCACCCACUGCUUUCUUCUAAAGAAAGGGAGAUUGAUGAGUACAUCGUGCAAGCCAAAGAAAGAGGUUAUGAGACCAUGGUGAAUUUUGGAAGGCAAGGGUUGAAUUUGGCAGCAACUGCUGCAGUGACAGCAGCUGUAAAGAGCCAAGGUGCAAUAACUGAGAAGCUGAGGAGUUUCAGUAUGCACGACCUGACCACUAUACAAGGAGAUGAGCCUGUGGGGCAGCCCUAUCAGACCUUACCAGAAGCAAAAAAGAAAACCAGAGCCUCUACAAGUGAAUCUUCAGAAAAAAAUUUUUUAAAAGGUUACAAAACACCACUGGAAAAAAAUGCUGGAGAUGAUAAAACAGAUGAGGAGAUGGAGGGGACACAUUCAGAGGAUGAAAUGUUUGCUCAGAGAGGCCUUCGAAGAACUCAGAGCAUGAAAUCUGUGAAAACUAAAGGCCGUAAAGAGAUACGAUAUGGAUCCCUGAAAUACAGAGUAAAGAAGAGACCUGUUGUCUACUUCUGAGUGCAUUGCACAAUGCCUGCAAGACAAACUGCUGUACUCUGAUAACUUGAAUUUCAGUGUGUCAAGUGUUACAGACCUGUGUAUGGUUCACAUAUGAGUAUGUUUGGAUAGAUACAGUAGGACUUGGUUUUCUGAGCCCAGGUGAUGGGAUAAAGUAUUACUCUGCUCUUCUGUAAUUGCUUAUUGUUUAGAUUUAAAUCUGGACAAGUUAUGGUAUGAAUUUCAGCACUCCUCAAAGUGGGGUUAAAUGAGUAACAGGAAGCAGCCUUUUGCCAGAGGUACUGAACAGACAGAAAUAAUUACAACUCCAGUUGAAUCAGUGGAAGUUGUGAGUAUUUGGAGCGUGUGAAAAUGGAACCCAUAGUGUCCCCGAGUUUACAAGGAAAGAUAGAUAUACUUGAAAUACUUUUCUGAGCUACAAUUCCUGAAAAGGCCUGUGUGUAAUUUUUAAAUGUACAGUUUCAAGGACAGUGGAUGAUGGUGGGAAAGGAAAAGGAAAGGUGAGGUUAGAUAGGAUACAUCCUAAACAUCAUCAUCUUGCAUCAUGUUGCCAAGCUUAAUAAAUUUAUAUAAUUCUAAUAGGUGCAAACUGGGGGUACAUUUAGCACUUUAUGCAAAACUGUGUAGUUUUGCACACUCUUAAUAAUUUACAACUGCACAUGUAAUUUUAGUGACUUGAUAGGUUGAAUGCCAGCAAUUCUUGUAUUUUUAAAAUUUAUUGUUUAAGUACAGCUAGGAUGCUAUAGAUAAUUGCUACUAACAAUAUUAUCAGGUGCCUUUCUGUGUAUUAUAAGGCUGUGUGGGUUUUGUCUGUGUGGGGGUUUUU